Helicoverpa armigera (cotton bollworm) is the source of this 692-nucleotide messenger RNA. RefSeq names its product mesencephalic astrocyte-derived neurotrophic factor homolog. NCBI's taxonomy places the organism in Eukaryota, Metazoa, Arthropoda, Insecta, Lepidoptera, Noctuidae. The record is from RefSeq and is a predicted model, not a curated record. Gene Ontology annotation, biological process: neuron projection development; dopaminergic neuron differentiation. The coding region runs from base 169 to 690 and encodes 173 amino acids. Gene Ontology annotation, cellular component: endoplasmic reticulum. The transcript has a single exon.
AUCACAGCUCGCCAAGUAAAGCUGUCAACGUUUUCAUUUCCAUGAAUGGACGAGAUUCUUCUAUCACUUUAAAUUUCGUACUAUUUCUAUUUAUUCUGUUACAAGUUACGGUAUACGUAGCAGCUGGAGUUAAAUUUAGCGUAGCCCGUUAUCAAAUAUUAGUGCAAAAUGUAUAAAUUAAGUGUGUUUCAUUUAUUAUUCAUCGCGGCAAUCGUGCAGGUAUCGCUUGCACUGAAGGAAGGCGAAUGUGAAGUCUGUAUUAAAACUGUGGAGAAAUUCGCAGCCACGUUAACAGACGAUGUCAAGAAGAACCCCAAAUCAAUCGAAACUGAGUUCAAGAAGUUUUGUAAAGGUUCCAAGAAUAAAGAGAACAGAUUUUGUUACUACUUAGGCGGCCUAGAGGAGUCCGCCACCGGCAUCCUGGGUGAGCUGUCGAAGCCGCUCAGUUGGUCCAUGCCCGCUGACAAAAUCUGUGAAAAGUUGAGGAAGAAGGACGCACAGAUCUGCGACCUCAGAUUCGACAAACAGAUUGACUUGAACAAUGUUGAUCUGAAGAAACUCAAAGUACGAGAUCUGAAGAAGAUUCUGAACGACUGGGAUGAGGUCUGCGACGGCUGCAUCGAGAAGACUGACUUCAUCAAGAGAAUAGAGGAGCUAAAACCCAAGUACAUGGGCAAAACUGAAUUGUAAAA